Messenger RNA from Naegleria lovaniensis, 819 nucleotides. RefSeq lists its product as uncharacterized. NCBI's taxonomy places the organism in Eukaryota, Heterolobosea, Eutetramitea, Acrasida, Naegleriidae. The coding region runs from base 1 to 819 and encodes 272 amino acids. Gene Ontology annotation, molecular function: nucleotidase activity. Gene Ontology annotation, biological process: pyrimidine nucleobase metabolic process; nucleotide catabolic process. The record is from RefSeq and is a predicted model, not a curated record. The transcript has a single exon.
AUGUCUCAACCACCAGCAGCUACCUCAACUUCAUCUUCCGAUAAAACAAUCACUCGAUCCGAUACUCCAAUCGAGCAAGAACAACAACCAAACUCCCAACCCAAUCAUGUGAUACGAUACUUCUUUUUUGAUUUAGACGAUUGUUUAUAUCCAAAGAGUUCUGGUAUCAACAUUCAUGUCCGUAACCGCAUUGCCCAAUAUCUGUCGGAAAAGCUCGGAAUUGAGAAUGCUGAGGAAAAGAGCGUUAAUUUAUAUCUUCAACAUGGAACCACAUUGAGAGGUUUAAUAGCAGAAGGCUACAACGUGGAUCCAUUAACAUUCUAUCACUAUGUCCAUUCCGGAUUUGAAUUGAAUGGAGUUCAGCAACAUGAUGAAGAAUUACAUUCCAUGAUAGCAAAAUUAAAGCAAAAUGUGGAUAAAGUUGUUUUAUUUACCAAUUCUGAUUCAAGACAUGCUCAACGAUUAUUGAGUCAUUUAGGAAUUUUAGAAUUAUUUGACCAAAUUGUUUGUUAUGAAGAUUUAGAACUCUCGGUGAAGCCUCACCCUCAUAGCUAUGAAAUAGCUGCUGAAAUUUCGGGAUUACCGAGUGGCUCUCUUGAACAUCAUUCACCAAGUUGGAAAGAUAUGAUUGUGAAUAGUCAAUUAGAAAUUUAUUUUGCAGAUGAUAAUUUGAAAAACGUGAUGUCAGCUUUUGAUAUGGGUUGGAAAGCCUGUUGGGUUUGUGAACAGGAGGGAGUUGAGCCACCACCCAAUGAGGGAAUUCCAUUUGUCCAAGACGUGAAACAAAUAACCAAAGUCUGGCCACAUUUAUUUCAAUAG